Messenger RNA from Angiostrongylus costaricensis, 1131 nucleotides. NCBI's taxonomy places the organism in Eukaryota, Metazoa, Nematoda, Chromadorea, Rhabditida, Metastrongylidae. The record is from the annotation of a GenBank genome assembly.
AUGAAGGUACACCACAUUCGUGCAUCGUUGAUGGUUCAAAUGGAGGACGAAGCCGAAACCGUAAAAGAAGAGAUUAGGGAUGAAGAGAGGGAUGAGGAUGAGGAAGAGGAGGACGAGGAGGACAAGGAUCAUUCGACGACUGAUGAAUCUCAAGAGACUAAUGAUUCGAAACAGAAAAUGCCUCAGACAACCUAUGUUCGUCUUCGAGGUUUGCCCUAUUCGGCUAAGGAAAGUGACAUUCGCGCUUUUCUCGAUGGGAUACCAGUCACUACUAUUACGAUGAGUAGCAGUCAUAAUGGACGACCAAGUGGAGAGUGUUAUUGCGAAUUACCAUCGAAACAGGAUACCCUGAAGGCCUUAGAGUUCCAUCGGAAAGAAAUGGAAGGAAGAUACAUUGAAAUUUUCACGGUGUCAAUUGAUGAGCUGACGAAUCUGAAACGCGUUGGCCUUGUAACAGACGAUGGAAAAGUCAUCCGUUUACGUGGCUUGCCAUUUUCUGCUACGCUUCAGGACGUAAAGGAUUUCUUCAAAGGGCUAAACUGUGAAGAGGUGGUAUUCGGGCGUACGGGAGGGCGACCUAGCGGGGAAGCUUUCGUGCGACUUGCCACGAGGGAGGAAGCCGCCAAAGCACUCGAUUUCAACAAGGAACAUAUGGGAAGCAGAUAUGUCGAAGUAUUUCGGACCACUGUUGAUGACAUGGAACGUAAUCGCCCUAGAUCGUAUGAAUCUGGAGGGUAUAUUCGUUCUCUUUUCGACACUAAAGCAUACGAUUUCCUGCCCCGCUCGAGCUCACGCAGCUUACGUGGACCUCUGCGCUCAGCCCCGUACGACAUACCACUGCGAGGAUACGGAAGAUAUGACGAUUAUGAUGACUUCAUUCCACCUACAAAAGUAUUCAUGCGUGGUCUUCCCUUCGAUGCUGAUGCCUACAUGAUCGAGCAGUUUUUUGCUCCACUUCGUUGCGUCGAGAUCAGUGUAGCUACAGUCCUAUCUAUGGUAGCAUUCAUGGAGGGUAUGGUCGAGGAUAUGAACCAGUUAUUCCGGGCCCUUUCCGUUCAUAUAGUAGUGGUGGCUCCUAUGGUGGGGGUAGUGGAAGGGUUCGUUCAAGACGUCAUUGGCGGAAAUAAUUAG